Psilocybe cubensis is the source of this 1614-nucleotide messenger RNA. RefSeq lists its product as uncharacterized. The record is from RefSeq and is a predicted model, not a curated record. NCBI's taxonomy places the organism in Eukaryota, Fungi, Basidiomycota, Agaricomycetes, Agaricales, Agrocybaceae. The coding region runs from base 1 to 1614 and encodes 537 amino acids. The transcript has 4 exons.
AUGACUAGUAUCAACGACUCACCCCGCGCUCACAUUGCCUGGGGCAAAUUUCUGGCCAAAUACCAAUACAAAGUGUCGACCCUGAGUAGCAACCAUGACCGGUCUACUGGCAGACUUCAUUCCCUUCCCCCGGAACUUCUGGAAAGCGCCCGAAAUGAGUGGAUUUCCGACCUGACAAAAUCUGGAUGUACGCCUUACGGCUGGCCGACUUUACCAGAGGAAAUAGGGCAACUAGAGCAAGUGUUACAAUGGCGAUCAUCGGAGAUGUGGAACCAUCUCAUUGGACUCAAGUUAGGCGCCCGUGACUCUAAACAACAAUCCACAUUUCACGGUUCGUCGCAUCAUUCUUGGACCAUGGAGAACGAAGGGCCAAUGGGCAAUACCAGUAUUCACAUGGACGCUACCGCCCCAACACGAACAGAACAGGAAGAUUCUAACCUCGAUCCCUCAUCGAGGGUUAUUGUCUUUUUACCUCGCCUUUAUGGAUUGUCCCCCAGUCUUUUCCAUAGAAUUUGGACCUCAGGAGACGAGUCUUCAGGUUUGAAAGAUUAUGCGUUACUGAAAUGGCGAGCUCUCAUGAAGGAAUUCUACUCGAUGGCCAAGCAGUACGGUGAACAAGUAGAGGAUCUUCUCCGAAAAGUCAAGAACGUCCAUGACGUCGAGAAACUACUUUUAGCAUCCGAUCAUUACCAUCAACAAUUGGCCGAUGGUGUGUAUAGAGAUUGGGAGCAGGCCAUCAGCGAAUGGUCAGAGGGAUAUGCGGAGAAGAAAGGAAGUAUUUUGAAUGGUGAUAUUGGAAUUAUGGGCCAUGACCAGCAGAAUCAUACCAAAUUUGAUAUAUCUGGUCCCCAGGAAAACACACAGGGAAUGGAAACCAACCAAAGGUCCGUUUCAGUCGGCUCUUGGACUGCUUCAAGCGAAACUACAUGUAGAGGAGAGCGUCGCUCUGUAUGCCUUGUUGAUACCUACGGUGAUCUCUCUUCUCCCUCUUCUUCAGCAUUGUCAACAUUCCUUUCAAAUACCAAUGACAUAUUUACGAGCAAAACAUUCUCCAUGCCUUCAAAUUCUAGACACCGCUCUGACUCACAGAGCGAUUUGUCGGCACGAGCUACAAAUCAACACGAAGAAGACCCACAAGAUUUUGUGUUACCUCCCGAUAUUUCUGCGGAGAUUGAAGCGGCAUACGCACAAGCAGGCAAGCUACAUGCGGAGAAAGUACGAAUGAUGGACGACGUAUACUGUCGAAUGGAAGAAGGGAGGAUAUCAGUCUCAUGGAAUACAGAGAAUUACGAAGACUUACUAGGACAGUCAUAUGACACCGUGCUUGAAACCACCGAAAGUGAUAUGCAGGAUCCGACAGAAGAAGACGAGUGGGAUGAAUCUAACACUAGUACGCCAGUACCCGGAAGCCCGGCGUUAUCUUCGACACACUUGGAAAAAAAUUGGUCACUAUCUCCACUCCUCUCUGAGCUCAAUCCCCUUGACACAAUGCCAAUGAAUUCGCCAUGGACAGCUUCUCCAAAGGUUAGAGAGCAGAACGGCGGGAGAGUAGAAUUUCUUGGCCGACCCAAUCAAAAAUUAACCUGCCUCAGUGAUGGGAGGGUCGGGCACUAG